Molecule: messenger RNA, 721 nt
Organism: Dreissena polymorpha
Lineage: Eukaryota; Metazoa; Mollusca; Bivalvia; Myida; Dreissenidae
Product: complement C3-like
Exons: 7
Coding region: 227-721 (164 amino acids)
Source: RefSeq, a predicted model, not a curated record
UCCUGUCGAGGUCAAGGUCAAGGUCACCGCAGAUGAUCUGUUCAAAGACAUCGACGCCAGUCCAAAGUUCAAAGAAAGACCAAAAUUAAUCAAAUUGGUCUGCAGCGGACCACAUGGAAAUCAGACCCGGGAUAUUGCUCUUAGUUUCACAUCCGGUUAUCUGAUCGUACAGACGGACAAACCUCUGUACAAUCCUGCUCAGCCAGUAUAUGUUCGUGUUCUCGCAAUGGACGAAUCUAUGAGGCCAAUCAAGGACAAGCAAUUGGCAAUAGAAUUGAUAAGCCCCACAAAUAUGACUGUAAGCAGGUUGAACUUUGAACCUGGGAAAAGUCUACAUGCUUCUGGCUUCUACAAAGGAGAGUUUGAGCUACCACCGUUUCCAGAUUUUGGGACAUGGACGAUCAAAGCUAAACUUGGAGGAAAGUCGGAGACGUAUGCAAUUGCUCCUAUUGAAGUACGCGAAUUUGUUCUUCCUACCUUCGGGGUAGAGAUUACAACUGAUACGGAAAAGUACAUACUGCCAAAUCUUGACAAUAUUGGAGUUACAGUUUCAGCCACAUACGUUUACGGCAAGACAGUGGAAGGGAUUGCAGGACUCGAAAUAAACAUCAGGAAGAAAGGGGAUGUGUCGGACCCAAAACGUGUUGUUACCAUGGGAAGAGUGAAGUUGUGUCUCGCCAAUGCCAAAAACCACGGCUUUGCGCUGCUCAAGUAUGAUUGA